AUGCCACGGGUCCGGGGUAAGCAUACUGCGCAUCCUGUUCUAAGUCUCGCCCAAUCACUACCCGCCGACAUACUAUGCGAGCUGUUCUCCUUAUUAUCCGUCAACUGGCCGAUCUGGCCUCUUUCCGACUUCCCGGAUGCAAGACUGGGCUGGCUCGUCCUCAGCCACGUCUGUCGUCACUGGCGUGAGGUCGCUAUCGCUUGGAGUCCUAGCUACUGGGCCGCCAUAGCCACGGACUUUGCGUAUACCGGCUCAGGCGGAAAAGACUCGCCGGAAGUGCUUGUAUCUCGAGCGCGAGAUCAACCCCUCACCCUGAAUAUGAUAUCGUCCAACCUACGGCCCAAGUCGAAGAGGCUACAAAAGCGGUACUCCCAUCUAUCCCGACUUGCUUCGGAACGCCUGUCGGAGGAUCGGGUGCUCCACCUACAUGACCAACUCUUCGCGGACGUUUGGUGGUUGAGGGACCUGCCUGGCGCACGGCGCCCACAGUUGAAGACACUGCGUCUCGAACAUCGGCCAAUAUCGCAUAGCCACAUGCAUUCGUUUAUGGUGCUUCUACGUGUGAUUGCCAAGCUCCCGCCGCUAGACGCGCCCAACCUACACAAGCUCGAAAUCAGCGGCUUUCACCUUCCGAUACUCGCCCCUUCUUUGCAGUCUUUGAAGCUAGACUAUGCUCCUCCCUUGUGCGGAAAGACAAUCCCCUUGAGCGCCGUCCUCGACAUCCUGCGACAAACGCCCCAGCUGCGAAACUUGGAACUCGCCACGUCCAUAUUUAUGUCCGAAGCCGACGUAGAUGAUGGCGUGGGCGUCAUACCAUUACCGCACCUGCAGUCAAUCAGCCUUUCGGGAGGCUCUAUCAUCGUCGCCAGACUAUGGCGUAUUCUUGGUGAACCCGUAGAUGCCAUGCUAUCCACGCAGGUCACGACGUGGGAACCGGACUCGGACUCUUCUUCGUCGUCUUCAAGUUCUUCCUCUUCGACGUCCGACCCCAACUCAGAUGAUACCGACGUUUCCACCGUAUCGACCCUCUCUUCUUUCUCUCUCACAUCCCUCCACUUCACGGACUUCUCACUCAUAUCACCAUUCAUCGCAGCUUUGGCAACAAAGCUUCGGCAUCCUGGACACGAACGCCUAACCAUUUUCGGGCUACCCCACGACGGACGUUAUACGCAAUACAACCCUGUUAUGUCAAUGAGGGCUGACGGAGGCACGAGACUCUUGUUCUCCGACGAGAGGAACCGGUUCUCUAUGUCACGCCUAGACGUCAAUCCAAAUACGGCGGAAAGCGAACAAUCCACAAGCAUCACCGUAGCGCAUAAUCCGUGGGAAAGCAUCGCUGUGGUUCAUACAUCGGUUGGAUACCUGAACGAGGCCGACAUGCCCAUCAGAGCGCUCGACAUGAGCUACGCCUCUGUGACCCUCCUCGUUGGCAUGCCGGCACUCCAGAACGUACGGACUCUUUGCGCCGACAUCUCAGAUGUAGCGGGUCAGGAAAAUGACUGCUUCGAGACCUGGCGGCUACCUUCCCUGGACACUAUCGAGAUCACAUGCCGAGGCGGAUAUAUCAUCACGCAUCGCUCAGACUGUGAGUACUGGUGGUACAUGGUCGCGAGGCUUCUCGAAGUACGGGCUAGGCGCAAUGCACGGGUCCAGAAGCUCGUCAUACUCAACGACGACCAGACCGACUGGGCCCAUUUCAGGAAGGUGGCCGGUCGAGCCGACGCAGAAGGGUUGAGCGCAGUGAAGCAAUGGGUCGAUGAAGUUGAUGACCGAAGAGUAAAGCCCAAACGGCGUGAGAAAUGA
Molecule: messenger RNA, 1803 nt
Organism: Peniophora sp. CBMAI 1063
Lineage: Eukaryota; Fungi; Basidiomycota; Agaricomycetes; Russulales; Peniophoraceae
Source: the annotation of a GenBank genome assembly